AUGCAGCUGGGCAUGGUCGAGAUGGAGUGCGACGGCGCCCGGGAGGAGGUGAGUCGCAAGCCGAAGCAGAAGGGCGUCUCCGGAGCGAGAUCUGUUAUGGGGCUGGACCCUCCCCUUGUGAAGAUUGGCAGGGAGGAGGAACCCGCGCAGAUGGAGGAUAUCCAGGUCUUUGGCAGAGUGCUGACGAGUCUCGCGAAGGGGGAGUGCGUCCGCGGGAAGUGGGUCGACGACGAGCGUUUCAACGAGAACGGCGAGGAGUCGGUGAGGUCGCGAUUUGUGGCCGUGCAGUUCGCCUGGCAUGCGAGGGGCGACACUUUCGCGGGGCUGCCGCCGCUGUCAGCAUUCUGGCUGGUGGUUUCCUUCGUUUCCAGCGUCUACUCCACAGGGAUCGGCUACGGCGGCAUGUUCGCACUCUACGACGUGUCCGUGGCGUUCUUCCACGCGCGCAUCGAUGGGGGCCUCUGCGCGUUUCCGCCUCGCGGCGAGGGGCCCAGUGGCAUCGUCUACCAGCUGAAGCGCGCGCCCUACUCUACCGCAAUGAGAAGGCAGGCAUCUCUGGACUGGCUCGACAUCGUGGUCGCGGGGCAGCUCAAGGUCGAGAAAGGGUCCGGCAUCCAGCGCGACCGCAAGAGCGUUAAGAUCUUGGUCAGCACCGUGCUCAACAGGAAGGCCGGCGAGAGGAACACCACGAAGAGGACGGUCACGCCCUCGUCCAAGGUCGUCGGCAAGGACCGCAGGGAGUCGGCGGACGAGCUCAGCGCGGAGUACGCGACCACCUACCGCAAUUUGUUGCCGACCGCCUUCUACGUCUCCCACGACCGCUUCGAUGUCCAGCAGGCCGCGGGGUACCUCAUGAGAGGCAUGACCGACCCCGCCAGGCACCAUUGGUUACUACUGCAGCGCCUAGCAAGCUACCUGGAGAAGCACCCGCAGUUCGAGCUCUUCUUCGAGUUCCCGACGAUGCCUGCGGUCAUCGUGGCGGAGGUCGACAGCGACUGGGCGUCGGAGCCUGGCAAUGGCGCGCUGAGCAGCGCGGAGGGGGAAUUCGAUGGCAUCGUGAACGGUUUGGCGAGGCGCAUCUUGCUGAGAAGCGUGCUGCUGGAGAUGGGGUUCGACAUGGCGCUGCAGGAGGGCAGGGGCAGGACGAUCUCCAUGGCGAAGAUCCACACGGAGGUGAACAGGGCAGACAUGCAGACCAAGCCGCUUGAGGGGCCAAGUUUCUUGAAGCUGCUGGCGACGCCUCCACUUCGGGCGCCACCCUCGGGGCGCAUGCAGGUGUUCGGGGUGAUGCUGGCGGCGACACCACUCGGAGGAGUUCAAGCAGCUGCAGAAGUGGUUCUCACGAGCCAAGAAGUUUUGGUCAUAGGCAGCCCUGCCGCGAUGGAGCAGAUCUGGACGAUGUCCAUCACUGUGAUGCUGGUGUCGACGCUGGCAAUCACCUUCCUCUCCGCCUGGGUUGGCUAUCGCAUCUACAUGGGCGACGAGACCGAGCCGGUGGAGAUCCCACCGGUAGAGGAGCAGCUGGCGCUCGUGAAGAGCGAGACGAGCAGGCACAGGCAGACGGCGCCGAUCAAGCCAUGCUGGACGUGGAGCGCGGUGGAACUUCGAGCCGAGUGCAUUCGCUUGAGCAUCGACCACGGGCAGUUGAAAGCGCAGAUGGUUGA
Prorocentrum cordatum is the source of this 1664-nucleotide messenger RNA. The record is from the annotation of a GenBank genome assembly. NCBI's taxonomy places the organism in Eukaryota, Dinophyceae, Prorocentrales, Prorocentraceae.